AUAACCUUUUUUUUACUGUGGCCAUCAUAUGUACAACCAGCAAAAUAAAGUUUUUGUUCGACGUAAUUUUGUUAAGCUAAUUUAUCUACAACAUUAAUACAGAAAUAAAUAUAUCAAAAAAAUAACUUUCAUUUAUUUUAACGGAUAUACUUUUUUUUUUUUUGAUAAGAAUGUUACGAAUUUGUGUAAUCAUAUGUUUACUCAGUGGAGUCUUAUCACAAACACCUGGCUUAGGUAGCUGUCCACAACCUAAAGUCCAAUCAAAAUUUAAUCUUGAAAAAUAUCAAGGGCUAUGGUAUGAGAUGCGACAUAGCAUUCCAAAUAUAUAUGAACUAUAUUCAAAAUGCACUACGGCUAAUUACACAUUAGACGAGUACGGUUUUUUGAUCGCCGAAAACCGGCAGUUUUCAACUGUAAAUCGAUUUCAAACACGAAUGAUGGGAAAUGCGACUAUUGACAAAGAAAAUUGUGAUGAAGAUUCACCAGAAUGUGGUAAAUUGAUCAUUGGAUUUCCAUCGGCUUAUACCGGUAAAACAAUCGGUCCUUAUUGGGUGCUGGCUACGGAUUAUUCUUCUUUUGCCACUGUUUGGAGCUGCAUAGAAUACGAUUCAUAUCAUUUCAAAUAUGUUUGGAUUUUGGCAAGAGAAGAACAUCCAGCGACAUCAGUUGUCAAAGCGGCAAUGCGCAUUUUGAAAAUAAACGGCCUAAAUGACAUACCUAUGGCAGACACAAAUCAAAAUGAUUGUCCUUUAAAAAUAUAAUAGUUUAUUAUUUUUACCUCCAUUAUUUAUUUGAAAUCAAACAAAUCUGUUCUAUUCCUACUACAACUUUUUCGACACAAAGAUAAACCGAAUUAAUAAAGUAUAAUCAAUAAAAAAAACUGAAUAAAUAAUUUCUCAAUCCGUUAGUAAGUAAACACAAGUUUUAAUCUUAUGAAUUAUAUUAAAAAAUGUAUCUUAGCUUAUUUUUAAUAUCCACA
This is a messenger RNA of Microplitis mediator, 979 nucleotides long. RefSeq names its product apolipoprotein D-like. Gene Ontology annotation, molecular function: lipid binding. The record is from RefSeq and is a predicted model, not a curated record. The transcript is spliced from 4 exons. The coding region runs from base 171 to 761 and encodes 196 amino acids. Lineage: Eukaryota; Metazoa; Arthropoda; Insecta; Hymenoptera; Braconidae. Gene Ontology annotation, biological process: lipid transport; tissue regeneration; brain development.